Molecule: messenger RNA, 3151 nt
Organism: Hyalella azteca
Lineage: Eukaryota; Metazoa; Arthropoda; Malacostraca; Amphipoda; Hyalellidae
Exons: 1
Coding region: 137-3151 (1004 amino acids)
Biological process (GO): DNA integration; proteolysis
Molecular function (GO): aspartic-type endopeptidase activity; nucleic acid binding
Source: RefSeq, a predicted model, not a curated record
UGUAACUCAACUCCGUCAAUUUUUAGGAUUAGUAAAUUUCCAACGAAAAUUCAUCGAUCAAUGCUCAACUAUAGCCAAGCCACUGUCGGAAUUGACAGGAGGGCCGAAACGUAAAACAUUAACUUGGACACCAGAAAUGGACACCGCAUUCGAAACCCUGAAGCAAAAACUCGCAGAAGAAGUAACGUUAGCAUUUCCAGACUAUUCAGAACAAGCAGACGAAUUAGAAUUAUUUGUCGAUGCAUCAGGCACAGGUGCAGGAGCCUGUUUAAUGCAAAAACAACAAGGUAACUAUAAAACAAUAGCAUAUUCUUCCACGACAUUCUCAGAUACGCAAUGCAGGUAUUCAACAAUCGAAAGAGAAUUGGAAGCCAUAAGAUGGGGAAUCAAAACAUUUCGAGCAUUUUUAUUUGGAGUUAAAUUCGUCCUUUACACAGAUCACAAACCAUUACUCUAUCUUCAAAACAUGUCCAGGGAGAAUUCAAGAUUAAUGAGAACAAUAAAUGAAUUAGCUGAAUACGAUUUCACCAUCAGAUAUAGACCCGGAACACAGAACGAAGCUGCAGAUGCCCUUUCCAGACUUUCGCAUGACCGCCCUACAGAUAAACAACAUUCACGUUGGGCAAACUCUUCAGAACUUCCAGGAAACCUAAAGCUUGCAGAGAAGGUUGACGGAGGCGGCAACUCUCUAUUUGUGUCAUUAUUUAUAUUACUCAAAGAUUUGGCAAUCAAUGAAGAAACAUUGAUAUUACCAGAAGACCACGCCUCACUAAGAGAACACCUAGUUGAACAUCUACUUGCAUCACCAGAAAAAUUCAAAAUUAAACUAGACAAACUUAAGAGAAGACAACUUAAACUAAUGAAAAACGUUGGAGAACUACCAUGUGAGGAAAUUAUUUUAGCUGCCAGCGAUCUGUACAAUGUUGAAAUAUGGGUCCAUCAUGGGAUGACUUCACCAGUAAUUUACAAGUCAGAUAAUUUAACUGAGGAUCAUCAAAUAAUGCACUUGCAAUGCAUCUCCGGAAUCCACUAUAAUCCGGUAGAAGAAAGGAAUUUGCCAGCAAAUAAAAUGUCAAAAGUAAACAUUAAACUAAAGAACAUUAAUCAACCUUACACGCUAGAAACAAUGAAACCCUCUGGAAAAAGGACUGAGGUAGAAGAAGAUUCUGAUGAAGAAAACAAAAUUAAACUUGCAAUAAACAUACAAAUAGCAACAUGCAAUCACACAUCAUUGGAAGGUAGAUACUCUGCAUCUAUUGGAGAGGAAGCAUUUUGUUGCAUAAUUGACACGGGCUCACAAGUUAGUGUAAUAAGCAAGGACCUUUGGGAAAGAAUUUACAAGGCUAAUACCAAUCUAGUUUUUGAAGAGGGACAAGAAAAAUCAUUAGGAGGCAUUGGUAGCAAUCUGACAGAAAUUCUAGGAAUCGUGAAACUAAAACCCAAACUCAUGGAAAUUGAUAUAAAAGAAGAUACACCUUUUGCAGUGAUUGAAACCAGCGCAAUGCCAUGUUGUUGCAUUUUAGGAGCCAACUUUCUGAAUAGAAAUAAUAUCAUUUUAGAUUUUCGUUCGAAAAGCGUUUACAAAGGAUGCGGUACACAAACCGACCAAUCAUUUCUUAUGAACAAACACAUACGAUCAAAAACGGGCUCAGAAUUUUUAGGACAUAUAUCAACCAACGAUAAGAAUAUUUCGUCUGAUUCAGACCAUUCAACUAAUUAUCCAGAGAUUGAUGAGGUAAUGCCAAAAAUAAAAUAUACUAUUUCAGAAGAAGAACUUAAGAUUAUCCAGAACAAAGAUGAAAGCUUGAAGGAGUUGAAAGAAAUGAUUACAAUGAAUAAGGAUAUUAAAGAUUGGAAACUGAGCACUCUAAACCAAUACAAGAGACAUAAAAAGAAUUUGAGAGUCCAUUUGGAUAUUUUAGUUAGGGACACUGGGAAUACGCAAUCAAUAGUAAUACCAUUCGCCCUAAUGGUGGAAGUAGUUCACAAGACCCAUCUCCAGUUAGCACACAUAGGCAGACACAAAUUGGUAGAUUUAGUUUUGCGCAACUUCUGGCAUCCAGCUCUAGAUAAAGUUGCAAGAGACAUUUGUGCAUCCUGUUAUCAUUGCCAAUUGUUCAAAACCAGUAGGAUGAUCGCAAUUCCACCAACGCUUAAAAUAGAAACGUCAUACCCGUUCGAGUUAGUCGCAAUUGAUGUAAUGCUGUUGCCAAAAUCAUCUAGGAAUAAUAUCGCAGUUGUAGUGGCAGUAGAUCACUUUUCAAAAUGGUUAGUUGCAGUACCUCUUCGGGAUAAAAAGGCUUCUACAGUAACAAAAGCAUUUACAGAAAAUAUUUUACCCACUUUUGCAGGCAUUCCCGAUAGAGUUCUUUCUGAUAAUGGAGUAGAAUUCAAAUCAUCAGAAUUUAAUGAAGUUCUAGAAAAUAACAACAUCACUCACAUUUAUAGCACUCCAUAUAAAGCUUCAUCUAAUGGCUGUGUCGAAAGAUGCAAUAGAUCCAUCAUUCAACUUCUGAAAGGAUUAGUACAAGAAAAACCCCGUACAUGGGAUUUGCAUUUACCUAAAGCCUUGAUGAUCCACAACCAUACUGUACAUUCUCAGUUAGGGAUGAGUCCUUCACAAUGCAUUUUACAUACCACACAUCCUUCUGACAAGAAAUUACCCAUUAAGAAUAAAGUUAUAGAAACCUGGAAGGAAGGUAACCCUAAAUUCGCACCUUUUUCGUUAGGUCAACUGGUAUUAAAGAAAAUUCAAAGGAAGGGACAUAGUCUAGGGCAUAAAUUAUCUGAACGUUUUGAAGGUCCAUUUAGAGUAGUCAAAGUUCAGUCCAACGAACUAACAUACGAGUUACAGAAGGAAAAUGAUAAUCAGGAGGACAAGAUAACCUACAAAGCCCAUUAUAGGCAACUGAAGGCAUUUAAAACAAUACCGGAAUACUUGAAGAAAUAUGUCAGUAACGAAUGUAAUGACUCGAAAAGAAUGAAAAGAGAUCACAGUAGUGAUACAUUAGCAGAAGGACUGGGAGCCACAUAUGAUUUCAGCAGCGAAUGUAGUGACACCAGUACAGAUGAUCACAAUGAAGGCAAACUUUCAGUUAGCCCGAACAGGUUAGAAAGCUCCUCAAUCGUNCCCAUCAUGUUCUGCACAUGA